Caenorhabditis auriculariae is the source of this 12695-nucleotide messenger RNA. NCBI's taxonomy places the organism in Eukaryota, Metazoa, Nematoda, Chromadorea, Rhabditida, Rhabditidae. The record is from the annotation of a GenBank genome assembly.
AUGGAUAUAAAUUUGAAAGACCUCACCUACUUACACCGGCGGGUCAGUUUUCGUGCCCGUUUCAAGUCGAAAAUCGAAUUUUAUAGCUCGACAAACAGGAUCUCGACGAGAAGGAUGAGGCUGGUAAUUCAAUCAUAAUUGGUCAUUUGGAGAAGCUGCUGAUGACCUCGGAAAGGUACACAAAUGGAGCCUUAGCGCUUGGAGCAACCAUCAAACGGAUAUUGAUCUUGAUCAGGUGGGUUUUGAUGAUGCUUUGGGGGAUUUAAAUUUUUUUUUUUUCAGAGAUUGCAAGGAGACGUUGCCGCCGCGCUUUUUUCCACUCAUAAUCGAUUAUAUCAAGCGGGUUUGGGACCACAAAGUCGAUUCUGUGUGUCACGAUUCCAACGAGAUUUUUUCAACUGCCUUGAUUAUCCAUAAGAGGAGUUGUGCCGGGUGCAAAUCGUUCGUAUUGGACUGGUUUUUUCUAAAUAUUUCUCUGAAAUUUUUUGCUGACUUUUUGAAAGGAGAAUAGGAACAUUUUCAUGGAUGUCUUCAAGUGAAGAUCAGAUUUUUUUUUGCUUCUUGAAGGUCGUAUAAGCUUUUUGCUCUCGUUUGAGCAAACUACACAAACUUUGAUCAAACUAAACAGAUUUUGAGCAGACUAAAGAGUUUUUGAAAGACCAGGCAGGGUUUCUGCGUCUUUCAACGCCUAUAAAACAAAGAAUGACUGUUUUUCACGUAUUAAUGGGAAAAGUGAAGCGAUUCAAGAGAGCUAGCUGGUUUUUAAAGGCGAGAGGGACUCUUCUGGAUUACUUUUUUUCGCUGCUCGGCCAUUUUGAAUCUGAAAAUGUUUUUUUCAGGACUUUGUAGGAAAAAUAGCAUCUUUUUGCAUUUAAAGGUCUCUGAAAGUUUUUUGGAAAUUAUUAGAUUUUCAUUGUCAGUAUAUUCACGCGGAUACUUAAAACUUGUGUUUAAAAUAUAUUUACAAUAAAAGAAACGUGCAAAUAUUUUCCAGAGUACAGUCAUUGGAAACGAAAUUCGCCCCGAGUUGUCAUUGGGCUUUCACCGUCUUCCGCUGGCUUAUUUCGGCCGAUUUCCCCAACAAGUCUACUUAUAAGUGUUUGGUGUGUCGAAUUUUCCAGUAUUCAAAGUGUUGAAAUACAAUUUAUAACACUUAAAAGGAAUAAACGAAUAAAAAAUAAAUUCUUUGGAUUAGAUUGAAAAGCUCUAAAGCUUGAUCACGUGAAACUCCAAACAUCUGUUUUUUUUUUCAGAGCGCUUUCUUCACGGAUUUCCCCUCAUCUCUACGUCAACUCGAGGAGAAUGACAUUGAGACUUUCUACCGACAUCUCAACAACCAUUCUCUCGCCAAUUCUGUUCGAAAAUUCUCGAUUUUAAGUGACUUUUCGAAUUUAUUCCGAAGGUUUCCGAAGUUUUGGUCCAAUGUCUGCGGGAUCAACGCUGCUGGAGCCUUCAUAUUUAUCACAUUUGCCGAUUUGUCGACUACGAAAAGUGCUCGAUCGAUAUUCUCAAGGUUAUUGAUUGAAUUGAACUUUGAAAGGAAAUUCAUUUUUAGACCCGACUCAUCAAGUUGAUCGAAAAAGACGGAACUUUGACCGGUUUCCUGGAAGCUUUAUUGGCUAGUCUGACUGGUAGGCCAUUUCAAACGGGAAAUUAUGAGAAAAAGAGGGGAAAAGGCAUGAAAUUUAAGAAACGUGAAUUAUGAGUUGAUUUUUGAGGAAAAGAAGGGUUUGGUUAUUGAUUUUUGAAUUCAUAUGGUUUUUUCUUUUAAAAAACUUUAUUUAUAGUAAUUUAAUUUUUUUUCUCGAAUAAGACGUUUAUAAAAAACAACGCUAAAUCAGAUUAUAACUUAUGAAAUCUUGAAAUUUGUUUGCCUGCUUGCCGCAUGAUAUUUUGUCAUUUUCUCGCAGUCAGAAAUGAGAAGGUCUGCAAAAAGAGAAAAUGUUUCCUAGGAAGUACCAGCGCCAGGACUUUGGACACGGUUCUGGCCAUCGUCAGAUGCUUGAUUCGAGCCCAAAAAAGCGGAAAGCCCUUGGUGGAAAAACGAGAAUUCAUCAUGUGGACCCAAUAUAUCUCAUCCGAAACGAUGGCCUGUGCGAUUCUCCAUUCCGAUAUUCAUGUUUGUACCGAAACAAAGGGAAAAUAGGAUGAAAACGGCUUUUCAGGUGGCCCUUUCCGCGUUCAAUGUCAUUAUUGACCACCCAAAAAGGACUUGCGCGUUUGUUGAAUAUGAUUUGGAGUUCAUGAAGGUUUGUUUUCAAAUAGAGUUGAUUAUCUGAACAGUUAGUGUCUGUGAAAACCUUGUUUUACGAUUUUCAAAAAGAAAAAAAAUUAAAUUUUUCGCACAGAUUUGAGAAUCUGUAGAGCUGGAAAUGUUGAAUUGAAGUAGAAACCGCAACGCUCUUUUUAACUCAACCUGAAAUCAAAUGGCGCAGAACAAGUCUACGCCAAAUUAAAAGCUUUCGCUAUGAAAAGUUAUCGGCCUCUUGUUAGACGCCGAAGAAAUAAUCAAAAUUCAAAAAAAGGUUCUUGUGAAAUUUACGAUUUUUGGAAAGGAAGUCCGACCACAGAAGAGACGCCAGAGAAGUUAGAGUGUUUCUACUUCUCUGCCGUCUCUUCAAACACCGCGUAUCUCUAGCUUCCUCUUAGUUUGAGCCCAGUUUUCAAAACUUUCUUCUAUCAUUCUCUUUCAUAUAACUUUUUUGAUAGUUGAAGGUUAAGGUUUUUUUCAAAUAGCUAAAUGUAAAAUAUUAGAAAAAAAUCCUACGAGUAAUUAUUAAUUUUCUUUAUUUUAUUUAUUCUAGUCAAAUAUUGACGAGUUGUAGAACUAAUAAAGGGAUCCGUGCUUUUUCCAAGUUUCUGGAAACCUUGUUACAGUGAAAUUUGGAAAAAAAAAAUCAAAUUUUCAGGCCUUUUUUGUGGCCAACCUCUCCAGCCAGUUGCCUGGAGUCCGACAGUCCAUUUUAGCCGGCUUGAAAAAUGGUUCGUUCAGUUUUAACAGAAUUUUGAGAAAGCUUCAGAAAAUUUCUGAAAAAACAGGUUUUUACGCUGAAUUUGAAUGGAUUUCCUUCCGAAAAAGAAAUUCGGUUAAGUUUUCCCUUUUUUUAAUUAUUAGAGGAGAGAGGAAAGGGCGAGAAAAUUCAAAACUUGUUGUUGAAAAAGUCCAAGGAAACAAAAAAAAAUCAGACUUUCAGAGGAGAGUUUUAGAAUUUGUUUUACAGUUUUUGGUAAGAAAUAAAAGGGCUAAAUAAUUGAAAAUAUUAUUUGAUUACGUUCAGUAAAAUAAAAAUAUAUUUUCAGAUUGAAAUUCUUGAGUUCAUAUUACAAAUUCUGGUAAGAAAAUAAAUAGAAAACUAUGAAAAAAUGAUUCUAAAAGAAAAAAUUAGAGACCUUUAAUAGAGUUUUUGAGUUCAUUUUGCAGUUUCUGUUCAAAAUUCAAAAAGUUGAAAAGAGUGUUUACAAAUUUCGAAGAAAACCUAAAUAGGCUUUUCAAAAUGAGUUGGAGGAUUUUUUCAAACGUUGACGGAUCUUGGACACUUUGGAAAAAACUUUCUGCGAUUUUCCAGGCCCUCCAAAGGUUCAGCGAGUGCACGGAGCCGGUGUUGAAGAAGAUGCGCAAGAACGACAGUUUCUCGGGAAAGGACACGAUUAUGAUCGUCCCGGAGACGCAUUGCGUCGGCAGUAUGCAGCGGGAACGCGUCGAAAUCUGCGACGCCGACGAAUUUUCCGACGAGAAUACGGAUGGCGUCGACGACGUCAAACUCUACACGUCUUUCGUUAGGUUAGGCGGGGCAAAUACAAAAAACCGAUUUUCUUUUAAGUCAGGCGCUUUUUUGUGUAGUUUGAACUCACAGAUAAACUAGAUUAGACUGAUUGAAAAGGAGCGCCCAGAGAAAAAAGACGCCCGCUCUCUCAUUUUUGAACGCUCCCUUUUUUAAGGGUGGAACGUAGACUCGUUUCGUGCAAUAAAAUCCGAUGGGAUUUCAAGAAAUAUUGUUAUUUCCGUUGAUGACUUUUGUUUGAAUCUCCGCAUUUCUCAGAUACAUCUGGGACCGUUGCUUCGACUCCCUGGCACCUGAAGGGAAUUUCAAUCGUCGGUUGAUGGCCCUUUACACUAUCGAACUGCUUUACAACCGAGAUUUGUACACGGCCAACGGGAAAAGUACACAAAAAAGCGCGAAUUCUCUUGAUUACAUGAUUUUCAGCCGGUUUCGUGGAUCAUUUGAACUUGAACGGAACUCUGAACUGUCUGAGAAUGUAUGCGAUUAUCAGCUGCCUGGACGAUUCCUAUGAGUUGAUCAGAACCAAAGCUUUGAGUAUUUUGAGGACCUUGGAGUAUAAAAUCGAAAUGGUGAGCGUUCUACUAAUAAGAGCGGUUCUGGUCUCAGUUUUUUUUUUCCUGGGUAGUUUGAAGGAAGACGCUCGGAAAACGAGAAAUAUCAAUUUGCAGGUUCUCGAGAUAAUAUCGAAGAUGAGCAAUAUCAAAAAUCUUUUUUUUCCGCUCUUUUUGGUGGAAAAAGUCUUCUGAAUUAUGAUAACGCCAGCUUGAAUAAUUCGUAGGAUUUUUUGGUGAAAAAAGUCUGACUUGCAAUAAUGCCUUGAACGAAUAUUAUUCUCAAGUUCUUAAUAAUUCAAUUAAAAGCAGUUUUUAAAAUUUUUUUCGUGAAGCCUCAAGUUUCACAUUAUACAAAAAUCGUGGAAGAGAAACAAUGUCUGAUGCGUCAUAACCCGAGAAAAUGAUGCAGCUUUUUUCUUUAGAUUCUGGAUAAUUUUGUGCUUUUUAGUGUUUGUUUUUUUUCGAAUGACCGCAGAGUUUUGAACCAGAUCCGCUUUAUUCAAUAGUUUUUGGUUGAACUUUGAAAUUAAAUCAAUCAUUUGUUCUGAAGGUAGAAGAGGAAUAUAUCCAACCUUCGGAUGAACUGACCGCUUCUGUCAAUGAUACGUCGACAUCGGCUUCGGCUUGUAGAAUGCAGGUGCCGUUUAUUUCUUCUUUUAACUUAGUUUACCGCUUGAAAGAAACACAAAAUCUUUUAAAAUCAAGCACCCAUCCAUCGAAACAGAUUUUCACACGUUUUACUCUGACAUUCACACUGAACAGCAAUGCCGUGUUUAAAAGAGUUUGAAAUAAACGUCAGAGAGGAAGAAAAGAUAACUGAAUUCGAGAGUGUCAGAGAUAGUUUUGCAUUUCCUUUUUUUUUCUCAAAGCUGUUUUGUACUCUCGUUUUAGUUGUACAUGAGUCAAAAUCCGCAUCGGUUACAACCGGUCCUCGAACUAUUGGCCGAUACGGUGAUCCCAGCUAUCGAGAGAGCUUCCGAAAACUUGGUUUGUAACUUAUUUUUCUUGAAAUCAAUCGAAAUUGAACGUUUUUUCUAGACGAACAUCAUCGAAACGCCGGUCCACACGAAUUUGAGCCUUCUGGCCGAUUUGAUGGAGAACACUGUGGAUAAAAAUUAUUUGGCAGAGUGAGUGACGGGAAAAAAGUUUGGGUUAAAUUUUAUUUCAUUUGAUGGGAAAAAUUUUAGCCACCACUAUAUUAGUCAGACCAGUGGCCCCUGAAAUGGCUAAAAUUUAGUAACCUCUUAAGAAGUCUGAAAGGGUAAUUCUAGAAAACUAAAAAAUUUCAAAGGCCUUGAAAAAAAGCUGAUCAAAAACUUCUAUAAAAGUGGUUUUAGUGUCCUUUCAAGUGUUCGACGAGGAUCCCUUGAGGGACCUCUUAUGUGACCACUAAUUUCUUCAUUUUUUUCCUUAGUAUUUUACAUCAAAGCGUUGCAUUAUUUUUUCAGAUCUAUGGAAGAUCCGGAAAAACGGCAAUGGUGGUCGAAUUUUUGCAACAAAAAGCUUCUUCCGCCGUGCUUCAAGGCUGCUGACAUUGUAAAAAGAAAUAUAUUUUUCCCGAAAAUUAGAUUUUUACUCGAUUUUCAGGUCAUCCCAGUAGUUCAUAAUCCAAAUCCGGAAGGUUACAUCCCUCAGGAUACUCUGGAAGAUUGCUGUGAGGAGGAAUAAUCGAGAAAAAUUGAAAAAAUUGGUAUUUUUAGUUCCUUCUUCGGUCGAGGAACAGGCCGAUUUCGCGCAAAGGCUAUUGGUGUGCUGCUGGAGAACGCAGAGAUUCGUUUCCCAGAUUUUCGGAUGGGUUUUCGAAAAUGUUCGUGCUUCAAAAACCACGAAUAAUGAAAAAAAAAUGUUGUUUUUGACGAAAAAAUUCAGACGUGAGAGAUCAACACGACUUGAAGAGACGCCAGAGAAAGAGGAGUUUUUUGACUUCUCUGGAUUCUCUCACGUCGCCGUUGUCUCUCUCUCUCUCUCUCUCUCUCUUUUUUUCUUGUGUUCAAAGGGGUCAUGAUUUUUUUAAAGGAAAUUCUUAAAAUUAAUAUUUGAAAAAAAUGGAUUCUUCAGUUGGCUGAGUACGGGAUCGUCGAAGUGGAGAAUGUGAAACGAGUCGGCGAUUUUUAUCUCCGGGAACUUACGCAGGGAAAACACAAAGGCGCCUUCGAAACGUCGGUCGACGGGUAGGAAAUCGUAACUUUUCAAAACUCCAAGAUUUUUAGAUUCGAAAAACUGUGCCGAUUCUUGUGGAAAUCCACGAAUGAGGAACAUCCAAAGCCGAUAAAAUGGCUCGAGGAGAUCAUGGAUGUCGAGGAGAACAGUCAGAGUGCGUUUUUGAGGGGGCAAUGAAUGGAAAAUCAUAGAAAAAAAGAGGAAAAAUUUCAGAGCUUGAAGAAAAACUCGAAAAAAGGCUUGUGAAAAUAGGUCUUCGGGGGUUUUUUGCUUUGAAAGUAGCACAGAAAAUUUUUUUUUAAUCUUAAAAUUUGAUUAAAAGUUCUGCGAUUUCAUCAAGGUUUGAACCUGGAAAAAGCGUGACUUUUAGGGCUUCUAAGUCCCUGUUCAACACGUCGAAGUGCUGGACUUCCGUAUCUCGUCGUGGCUAUCACAAUCACCGAACCCGACGGAAGUAUCUCAUUUGACUAUGCGAUCGAGUGUCUUUUCGAAAUGACCAUGAAAAGCUUGGAUUUGAGGUUUGAAAUUGAAAAAGAAAAAAAACAUUUCACAAUUUUUCAAACUUUAAAAAAAACCUGGAUCAAAUGUCUUAAGGAAACGAGCAAAAAUAGGGAGAUUUGGAAAGGAUGUAAGAAAAAAGGUCUCCUGAGAAAAGCUAGAGAGGUCAUUAAAGUGACUACCCUAAGGAUUCUUGCUGGUUCCCCUCAAGGGACCACUUUACCCUCCUUUGUAAGGGCCAACGAAGCUUGCGAGAAUGGCAACUCUGGGGGUUUUAGAACUACGGAAAAAUAUUGAUAAAGAAUAGAAUUUUUUUCAACUUUCAAAUAAGAAGGUCCUUAUAGAGACAAGUUGAGCUUUAUGACCUUAAGGUCAGAUCCUAAACCCCUUUAGAGAUCAACUAAAUUUUAGCCUUUAAGAGAGCUUUUUUUUUUCUCCCUAACCCCUAUAGGGAGCACUCUGGCUUUGCUAAAAAAAAAAAGAGAUCAAUUAAGAAACAAAUGGAAGCGUGAGAGGGAACUUUUCGGGAAGAAAUAAUGAGAAAUAGCGAGUUUUUGCAGGAUCCACGCCAUGAACAUCAUGAAGGGAAUGGUCACCAAUUCUGGCCUGAGCGAGCCGAUUUCAAUGUUCUUGGAGGUUUUUUUUUUGAAGUUAAAAAAGAUCGAUUAGGAGGAAAUGUGAAAUUUUUAAUCGCGAAAAACGGCGUCUUCAAAGAAAUUUCGCCAAGUUUAAAAUAGCCGUCAGAGAGGGACAAAGAUAACUGAAUUUUCGAGAGUAAGAAAUCAUUUUUAAUUACUUUGAACAUGGCAUAAAGGAUCGAAGUAUUGAGUAAAGUCCAUUUGGACUCGACUUGAAUUUGUCAGAAUUGCCUGCGCUCUCUUUUCUCUCACUGGAGAGAUCAUACAAAGUAGAAAUCUGACUCAAAAUGACCAUAAACAAAUAUAGAUAAAUAUUUUUCCAGUCCUUGCUCUUUGUCGCGUUGAAAGGCUGCUGCGCGGUCGAUUUCAUCGAGCGGAAUUCGGCUUCUCAGUUAUUUUCGGCCUUGAGAACUCGUGUCUUCGGAGUGACCCGAUCUGCUGUCAGAAGUUACAACGCGGAUCCGAAAAACCGCCAGAGUGGCUAUGAAUUCUUCAACAAGUACGGCUUUUUCGAGAAAAUCGAGCUUGAAAUUCGUCUCAUUUUCUCAAAACUUCGGAUUUUUUCAUCUAUAUUUUUCCAUGUUCCAUACAAGAAAGAGCUUUGAAAUGGCAGAAGUCUUUUCAGAUACCCUGAACUGUACUCUUUCAUGGUCGAACAGCUGAGGACGAACUCGAGUCCGUUCGCCGUAGUGCCCCCUUUAGUGAUCCUGUCGCAUCUCUAUCCGACGACGGCUUCUGACGCCAAAUAUCCGCUGGCGCCAUUCGUUCCCCUCUGCUUGCAUAUCGCGAUUCGCAACAAGUUCGAGCACAUUCGGACCCAGGCCGUCAUCGCCUUGCUCAGCAUCUCCGAUUCUGAGGUUCUUUUUCGGUUUAAAAGUGAUUAUUAUGAGAAAAUAAUAUGAAUGCACUCUCAAAAAGAGGAUUUUAAGAAAGAAAUUUAAAUUUUUCUCAGUUUGAAAGCAAUUAAUAUAAUUCAUCCUUUUUUUUCUCUCUUCAAAAGCUGAGAAAAACAUUUUUCCUGUGAAAUAAAAAAAUCUUAUAUUAUCAACCAAACUCUUAACAUAGCAAGUUUGAAAAAACGGUUUUUUCGAAGUUUCAAUUUUUCGUGGUUUUUUCUGUUAACUUUUCAAUAAAAAUUUUAAGUAGAAAAAUCUUUCAGACAUUCAAAAAUUUGGCGUGUUGGAUCGGCGAAAUUCAAUUCGGUUGGAUACGGCAAAAUCACAUUUUCACUUCCCUCCAAAUCGUCCGCGGAAUGUACGCCCAAGACCAGUCUCGGUCAUUUCUCGCCAAUAUCGUCUCGGAAAUCGUCAGGACCAAGAUUUGGCUCAACUGGUCCCUAUUGUAACUCUUUUUCAAAGGGAAUAUUGGAGAUUUUAGGAAAGAUUUUGUCGUCAGCUACCUUUUGAAGCUCUGCAACAAGUUCAACAUCGAUUUUGACAUGGACGACGUCGUCGUAGAGAAACCCGUCUUGGUUAAGGUAAGAUUUGGAAAUAGGGCCGUUUUUCGGAUGGUGGUUGUGCGCUAAGUCUUUUUUUUUUGCUGAAAACAUUCGAUGAACGAAAGAAAACUCGGGUAAUUGUUGAGAAAACCUUGUUUUAAAGACAUAAAGUUAUAAAAAAAAAUUCAUUCGAUAAAAAGGCGAAUUUCGGGCGGUCGUUAUGUUCCAUCGCUAAAUUUUUUUUUUAACCAAAAAAAUUUGGCUUCUUUGUAAGCAAGCUUCGUCUUUGAGGCUGAAAAUUGGAAAAAAAAAUUGAAGGAAGGCUCAUUCCAAGUGCGACCGUUCAAAAAAAAAAAUUUCUUCAAUUGGAAUAUUCCAGCGACCGAUCGCAGAAAGGUUGCUCCGUUCGAAUGACGUUCUGAAAGCGGAAUUGAGCCCGUGGCUCAAGGACUACGAAACUCGUCGCCAGUGUUUCAUCAUCAUUCAAAAGAAGGGCUGGGACUUUUGCAAUAAGGUCUUUCUUUCUCGGUUACUGUGCGAAACAAUGGUUUUUUUCAGUAUCUGUGGGCUCAAAUGAUCAAUUUGGCGAUUCGGGAUCUGCCUGAAGCGCCUCAGCAAGUCGACUCGGCCAGGGUAGGCGGAAAAAAUCAUGUAUAAUCUUCUGAAACCGAGGAAACGUUUAUUUAAAAGGUCGUCAGAAGUUUGAUGAAAAAAAUAAAAUCGAUAAAAAAAUUUAUAAAAUACUUAAGGUCGGCAAAAAAAUCUUUCGAAAAAAAUGUGAUAAAAGUAGAAUUUUUUUGAGCGAAAAACUCGCAGUAAAAAUGUAUCAAUUACAACCUUACAGUUAUUUGUUUUCCAAAAUACCCCAAAACAGUUCUAAAAUCAAAAGUUGGGCUCGUAAAUGUUUCGAUAUCGAUCUGUUUGUUUUAUAAAGGUGUUCAGAAACAUCAGCUAUUUAAAAAUUGUACUUUGAGGUUCGAUUUUUUCGAAAAUUUCCACGACGAUUGCCUUUUUUUCGGCAUUUUAGUCACCCUUUUUUUGGACUUUGCUCCCCUUUUUUCCAUGAACCACAUCUUCGAAAGGAUUUCACGACAAGGUCGGAAAUAUUUUCCAGAUUCUCAACCUGCUCUACCCCAAACACACGAUGAUAACGGAAGAGUCCCGCGAAAAACUCUGUCAAUUCAUCCGCCAAGAGCUCUACUCGGAAACUUCUCUCUGGAACUUGUUGGUCCCGUUUUUGGGAGAAGAUUAUCAUCAAGAGCUUCAAGAUUCACCAAAUCGACGGCCUGCAAACUGCUCACAAAGCUGGAAAUGCCUUCGGCCGACGAGAGAGAAGCCUUGUUGGAAUGGAUCAACGGAUGUUCGGAUGUCGACGAGGAUUCCACUCGAUUGGUUUAGAUUUCUUUUUUUCCAGAGCUGAAAUUCUUGAAAAGUCGGUCCUUUCAGAAGGUUUUUAAAAGAAAUUCUGAUAGUUUUAAGGCGGUGUAACUAUUGCAUUCGCUUCAGGAAAAAAAAAUUGUCCCUUUUUUCGAGUUUUAUAAUCGAUUGUUUGGAAGUUUUUUUUUCAAAAGGCCAAGGCUGGAAAACUCAGUUCCUUCAAAAAGGCUUUUAUAGAAUUUUUCGAAAUUGCCUUUUUGACAUUUUAAUGCCGUUUCGGUUGGAGAGUACUCAUAGCGUCUAAUUGCCGCUCCGGAAAAUUUCAAAAGAUAUUUGAAAAUCGUGCAAAUUCAAUGGGUGGAUUCUCUUCGGUGGAUGUGUCUAGAAAACAUUGUCACUUCAGAAAAAAAUUUUCAAAAUUGCCAUUUUUCAAGCCUAAAACGGCCUGUAUAUUGGUAGAUAAUAGAUGCUGAUAUUUCAUAAUUAACGAAAUCGGUUCAAAAUCAAUAUUUUUUUUAUUGCUAUUGUUAGAAUGGUUUUUUUGGGAUUCUUUUUUUUGUGACUCUUUCAUUUUUCAUAAUUUUCGGGCAUAUUUCGUCAGAAAUAAUUCGUAAAAGGCUUCAAGCCAGGUUAAUUUUUUUUUCUUUUAGAAUGCUCUUUGUGUGGCUCGGGACCUGUCUUAUACGUUGAAAAACAAUUGUGAUGAUGUUACUAAAGGUGGUCGCUUUUUUUUCAAUUGAAUAUAUUUUUACUGUUUUAGAAUUCAAGCUAUCGUUCAUUAGGACGGUUUCCCUGUUCCUGCAGGACUGUGAACAUGAAAUUCGAGAAAUGGUAGGUUUCAGGACCCCUCAUAAAACUCGAACAGAACACAUCAAGAAAGUUCAGUCCAUAAUUGGUUCAUCCACAAAAAUUCUAUUGGACAGUUGAAUUUCUAGAUUUUCGUUUUGUCUUUCGAAGCAAGUUCAUGAUGUUUCUUUUUUGAAGGCGAAUUUAACCGAAAUUGAGGUAUAUCUCUAAAUUAGGAACGCCGGAGGGGUCCCUUUAGUGGUGGCUCCCUUUCGAGUUCGCUUCUUGAAUGAAAAAUAUCAUUAGAGGAAUAAUCUAUCGAAUGCUCAAAAGUAGGUCACAGCUGAGUCUGAGCAUAAUCAACGAAUUAUCGUAUUCCUGAACUUUUCUUGGCCAAGUUAUGAUCGGUGUCUUUUUUCAGGCUUCCGAGGUUUUGAGCCCAUUCCUGGGCGCUCCAGCCGGAUAUGUACUGAAUCCAUUCGUUUGCCGGAUCCUCGUCGCCGACCAUACAGGCGACUACACGUGUGACAAGCGAUUCGAGGACGAUCUCAUCCCGAACGAACCACUUUCGGUCAACUUUUGAUUUGCAGAGUAGAUUUGGGUGGACAAUACGAGUGAACCUUUCAAAGAAAAUUGAAAACUAUUAUUUUCGCGAUUAAUUUUUUUCAAAUAAUAAUAAUAAUUUAUUCACAAAUGAGUGUGAACCCCAACGAUUCCAUUUGGAUCUACAAUCUAAAUAAAGAAAAAAAAAAGCAAAAACGUAGUACAAAUUAAAAUCAGUUAAGUCUCAGAGGCGAAAAACUCGUUACUAGAUAACGACCGCUGUUUUUAGAGACUUUGGGUGAAGGCUGAGCUGAUACUUGAAUUUGAGUUUAUUUUUUUGACGAUAGUCUCUAAAUUUUUGUCUUCUGAUUUCAAAAUAAUUUUAAACCAGAAAACUUCAAAUAAAAAAAUUUGUAUCGUAAUUUUGCGUCAAAAAAACAGCGCCGCGUAUAAAAAAAUUAUAGAAACUGUUUUUUUCUCAACAUUCUUUCAUUAUUUUUUGAAUUCCGAGGUUCGCGCAAAAAAACCGCGUUCAAAAAAACCAUCUUUCAAUCCCCGGGCCGACCCGAAAUUUGAAACAGUCCGGGCUGACCCGACUCGCAAAAAUAAGAAUGAGUCAAAAUGUGGGAAGUGGGUAAGGAACAAGCUCGUGGAAAAUUUUUAAAAAAUGGCUUUUUCGAAAAUAUCGCCCCGGGCUGACCCGCUUUCUCAGCAGAUCUGCACAGAUUGAUUUUCCGAAAUUUUUCCUUUCCACUUGAAAACUGUUCAGGAAUCGGUGGACCGCGACGCGUUGUUCGCCGCGUGCGCCGAGAACGGCUACCGCGAGCAGAAAUAUUUCGGCGACGUCGAUCUCUUCAAAGACAUUUACAAUCUGAUCGACCGCGCCCCCAGCAGCUUUAUCUUCCCCGAGUGUGACUGA